Diaporthe amygdali is the source of this 3594-nucleotide messenger RNA. RefSeq lists its product as uncharacterized. Lineage: Eukaryota; Fungi; Ascomycota; Sordariomycetes; Diaporthales; Diaporthaceae. The transcript has 3 exons. Bases 1 to 3594 code for a protein of 1197 amino acids. The record is from RefSeq and is a predicted model, not a curated record.
AUGGCUCUGCUUCUUGCGCCUUACACCAAUGCCAUGAGGCUUGGGCAAGGCUUCAACUCUUAUACACAGCAAAUCUGUGUCGACGAUGCCGUUGCUAUCGACCCCAACAGAGCGGAGAACAUCGUCACCAAUGAUGGUACCACUAUGCGGAUUGUGGCAGAACUCACGGGCAAACCGAGCGCCUGGAACCGAAUCAGAGAGGUGGUCAAGGAAGGGCCCCUGGUCGACCAUGAGCUCGCUGAAAGCAAAGAGAACGUCUCCACAGACUCACCGCCGGAAGCCAUCAUCGAGGCUGCGGAGCCAGAAACUGUGGCGACCGAGGCCGCCAACCCAGCACCAGGAUCUAGUGAAAGUCCUCCAGAGGAAAAGGCAACAGCCUCGGAAGAGACUGCCGUAGCUGUAUCGGAGUCUGAAGUCGGCAAAGAUGCAGCUCCUGCAAGCGAAGAUGCGUCUGUCGACGAGUCAGGGAGACGUGAGAGUGGCUCUGUGAUUGAAGUUGAUCAUGAAGACGCUACCGCCGCCGCCGCAGCUGAUCAAAAUGAUGGACAACAGGCUGUGCCAAGCACAGCAGAGCCUUCCUCUACCGCGCCCACUGCUGCUGAAGAAGGCAAAGGCAAAGAAGUCGUGAAGACAGGUACAUCUGCCGCCCACCCAUCUCGCAACCGAUCGUCCUCUGUUGGCAACAAGCAGUCGGCAUCGACGUCAGAACUAGCUGUCCGAAAGUCGGACAAAUUCCAAGUCAAGGAAAUUCCGUCUCGACAAGCUCACAAGGGAGCCCUCGCUGCCCCUCAACAGAUGGAUGAGCUUGCUGUGGAAAAGGCCAAUCUGGAGAAAUCAGAGAAGCUCGAACUAUUGCAAGAAGAGAAGAAGCGCAUGGCCGAGCAGCGCGCAUACCUACGCGAGCUUGAACUCGAGAGACGCAAAGAGCAGACGCUCAUUCGACAGGAAGAAGCGAAGGAGCAGCAGGAGAUCCGCGCAGAGAAGCGAGCUUUUGAGAAGGCUCGCCGGGAUGCAGCGCAGAAAGCCAUCAAUGAAGCCGUGGCAAAGAACAAGGAUGCCUUGACACUUGAAGAGCUGAACAAGAUCAAGGCCCAAAACCAAUUUGCGGACCGCUUUGAAGGCGUGAUGAAAGAGGACAAGAAGUUCUACUUUGACCCCUCCACAGGCCGUGGCACAAGCCAGACCGUGACUUAUUCUAGCAAGUUCAUUGACAAGCUCAGCGAUAUUACGGAAGACAUGUGCAUCUCCGGUGCUCUGUCCGUCAAGAUGGCCAAGAUCGGUGGUUCCGGUCGAGGAUCGUUUGUUGACUCGGAUAAGUUCAAAGAAAGUGACUUAAGCUUUUACAUCAGCGUCAAAGUCGUCAACCAGACGGUCAACUUCAAGGACGCCCUCGAGUUCAACAAAUUGCGCUCAAUUGACAUCAACUCUGACGACUUCAACAGAGUAUACGGUGAUAGCUUCAUCUCCGGAUUCGUCGAGGGAGGCGAGUUCAAUGCCGUUGUCAGCAUGAAGGUGCACAACAAAGCAAAACUUCUUGACAUCAAGGCUGAAGCCAAGGUUGCCCUCACAGCAGGGCCAGUCGAUAUCACCGCGGAGGCCAAUGUUGGGAUCGCCCGCACCAACCUGGAGAUGAACACGGAGACUACUAUACAGGUUAGCUGGUGCGGAGGUGGGGUUAUCAAGCCAAUGGACCAGCCUUGGAACAUUCAGAGUAUCAUGGAAGCGGCCGCUCGCUUCCCCGAGUUGGUAUCCCAUUGUCCUCAGCGCACCUACGCCAUCCUUACAAAGUACGACACACUUCGCAGCUUCGUUGCUAUGCGCCCAGCUUCGUUCUCACCAUUACAGUAUGAGAACGCGCAGAUGUACACCAAUGUGCUCAUGGACGCAUUCAUGACGUACAAGUCAAUUUACAAAAGGCUAGGUGAUCAGAGCUUCAGCAUUCAGAACAAAACUCUGGAGUUUGAGCCGGUGGAUGCGGCGCAAGCGGAAGCCGAAAAGACUGCCGCAAUAGAGGCUGCAGCAAAGACGACGCCUCUGAUGGCUGAACUCAAACGCAAGAUCGACACAAAGCACCCGCGGGCGGCAGAGGCUCAACAAUACCUGGCAUCGCUCCAAAUCGCGGCUGAUAUAUCUCGUUUCGAGGCGUCUAUGAGAGGCAUCAGCGAUGCUCGCAAGUUUAUCCGCCGCCAGAUGGUCUACAUUGUCAACGAAGUAGACUUGAUUGAGAAGGACCCCAAGAUCGCAACCGACCAAGACCACGAGGAGCCGUUCCAGUCUCCACUGAUGUUUGAGGAUCGAUUACCGGCUACUAGAAUACCGGAUCGCCUGAAGUCCAAGUCUGAUCCCCUCGGUGGUCGCCGGAUCAUGGCCAAGACUCAGACCGAAGCAGAGCUCGAGGCAGAACAGAACUCUCAAGAGACAGCCGAUGCGGAUUCACCUCCACUGUACACCAUGGAACAAGAUCUUUCCAACGAGGAAACAGCUUCUAUGGAUAUAGUGAAGGAGAAGUAUCCGGGCAUUGGAAAGAGCCUGAGAGUUUCUGGAGCCGUUCCAAAGGCGGACGGCGGAGUGUUCUUCAACAAUCUGGACUUCCUCUUCCCAGAGUGGCAGGUAGAGCAUAUUACCAUCGGUAUUGCCAUGGGCCGCGUUGUCUCGGUAGAGAUCAAGUACGACAAUGGUUUGAUUCUGCAGAAGGGCAUGGCUCUUUCCGACGUCAAGUUCAAAACCCUAAAGGAUUUCCAGUCUGGAGAACGUAUUACCUCCGUGGCAAUCGAGGUUGGCGAACUUGCGUCCGGCGGUAGUGGAGAGCGAGUGUUGUCGAUCUGCAUGUACACCACUCGUGGCCGCAAACUACUGGGGCAAGCGGUUCGAAACGAAGUGCUAUCGAAGGAUCUUGUGCGAAAGGACGACUUUGAGUACAAGAAAGCGCACACUACCUUCGUCGAUGCAGCCUUCACCUCCGGAACGUUGAAGGGGUUCUUCGGUCGGCUCGACAUGGACUCACAAACAGGAGGCUUUUUGCGUGUCGGUGUCAUUUGGGGUGCCAAUAUCACGAGCAAAUCAGCUCUGACCACCACCGUACAAGAGGUCGCGCCCAUCUACGAUACCGACGAGAGCUCUACCGCGGCAACCAUUGAGACUUUCCGUGGACAGGUCCGCACCGCGGAAGAUGAAACGCGUUCGGUCAAGGCCGAACUCUCGGCCGCUCAAGACCGCGAGCGCUUGCUAAUUGAGAAGAGGACACAGCUUGAGGAGACGAUCCGGUCCCUCGAUCAAGAGAAAGAACGUUAUAGCGAGCUCGCCAAAACGGCGGAGUGGGACCGUCAUGAUGCUCAGAAUCUCUUGAACAAGGAGCGCCAGAUCAUCGUUGGUACCAUCCAAUACGGCGGGAGGAAUUACAUACUCAACGAGAACAUCCACAACAAAGUGCGCAGGCACAUCUUCAAUCGCUCGGCCAUUUCACUCACCAACGAUUUCUUCGAAGACGACCCGCGACCUGGUGAGGGCAAGUAUGGUGAAAUUGUUGUCUGGUCUUCUGAGAAGGGCGAGCAAAGUCUCCGAGGAUGGGAGGGAACAUCGGACACCUUUCUCUAA